This is a messenger RNA of Stegodyphus dumicola, 947 nucleotides long. RefSeq lists its product as uncharacterized. NCBI's taxonomy places the organism in Eukaryota, Metazoa, Arthropoda, Arachnida, Araneae, Eresidae. The record is from RefSeq and is a predicted model, not a curated record. Gene Ontology annotation, molecular function: nucleic acid binding.
AAAAAAACAGAAUGUUUUAUCUUUAUGUAUUUUACCUUAGGCAGGUAGACAAAUCAGGUCAGGUCGGCGAAGAUUAGAGAAAAUGGUACAACCUACUGUCAUUGACAAUGAACAGUCGUUAUGCAUGAAAGCCACAUUUUCAAAGGAGUAUACAAAUUUUCCUGCUUCAGUCGAUAACUGCUUUGGAAGAAUGUUUCCAAAUGAGAAAAAGAAGAGAAAGAGAAUAUCAGCAUUUACUAGUACUACACAUGGCUCAGAUGACUCUGCUGUUGCUGCACCCGAAUCCAAUAUUGAUUUCCGUUUAUUAAAGAAUAUGUCUUGGCAGCCAAGUAUUGGUCUAGGGUCUUGUGAAGAAGGAAUUGCAUUGCCUACAAAACCUUCUGAAUCUGGAAAUAAGCAAGGAUAUGGGCUGUGUGUGAAAGAUAAUGAAGUAACACCAUUAACUAGUUCUGUGUCUUUAUUUUCUUGGCGAAAUAUUUGUCAGUCACCACCACCUCCUCCACCAUCUCCACAGCCCUUUUGUGAUAAGAGUUGGAAUCCUUUAUAGCAUUAAAUAUAGAUAUUUGUUACAACUGUUAUUUAAUUUUAUAGAGUCCUUCAAGCGGUACUUUUAAAAGUUGGUCAUUAUUGUUUACAUUGUUAUAAUUUCCAUUUCAUUGUAUUGUAGUAUAUCUGAAUUAUAAUAAGUUAUAUAACUAUAAUAUAAACCGUUUUGUUUGUUUUAAAGUGUGCAAAAUAUCUGUAUUCUUUAUUUUGUCAUAUUGCCCGGGCAUAAUUCAUAAGAGUUUGGGGUAUUUUAUAGCUAAAAAUUAUUUCUGCUAAUAGCUAUUAGAUUUUUAAAUGGAUGGAAAUGAAAAAAAUUUAAGAAAUGUGUUAUAUCUGUACUUUUUUGUUUGAGCUAUUGUAAGUUGAUUUUGAAAACUUGAAUAAAGAUGUAUUUGUUUCUA